Molecule: messenger RNA, 2101 nt
Organism: Elgaria multicarinata webbii
Lineage: Eukaryota; Metazoa; Chordata; Lepidosauria; Squamata; Anguidae
Gene: PRF1
Product: perforin 1
Exons: 3
Coding region: 81-1787 (568 amino acids)
Biological process (GO): T cell mediated cytotoxicity; immunological synapse formation; defense response to virus
Cellular component (GO): membrane
Molecular function (GO): wide pore channel activity
Source: RefSeq, a predicted model, not a curated record
GUGCACACACAGCCAUACACACCAGCCCCAUCCGACUAAUGCGCACGCUUCCCCCUGCUCCUGCCACCUAAGGGUCAGCCAUGCUCAGCGCCAGCCCUUCCUCUGCCGCUUUCGCGCCUCUCCUCUUCCUCCUCUUCUUGCCCCGCGUCUCUCCGCAAUGCCAGGCGGCCGAAGCCGACGAAUGCGAGGAGCACGAGGACUUUGUGCCCGGCCACAAUUUGGCUGGGGAGGGCAUUGACAUCACCACGCUAGAGAGGAAAGGGGCCAAGGUGUUGGACAUGAGCCAGUGGCAGAGAGCGGACGGCACCUGCACCUUGUGCCGGAAUCCCAUGCUGGAGGGGAAGCCGCUCCAGAGGCUCCCGUUGGCUGCCGCUGACUGGGAGGCCAAAGUCUCGUGCCAGCGGAAGGUGCACACCUCCCUGCAAAGCAACGGCAUCGGCGUGGUUCAGGCGGCAGGAUCCGACGUGAAAAACGACUGGAGGGUUGGGCUAGACGUGCAGGUGAAGCCCCAAACGAACGUCCAAGUGGCUUUGGCGGGGUCGCACUCCAAGACAGCCGACUUCAGCGUAGACAAGAGCUCACAGGACAAGUACAGUUUCGCUAGACACGAAGUCUCCUGCUCCUACUACAGCUUCCGCAUUGGCCACCACUGGCCGCUCACCCAGCACUUCAAACACGCUGUGAAGAGUCUCCCCAAGAAGUACCACCGUGCCUCCCUGCUGGAAUACCGCCAGCUCAUUGGAACCUACGGGACUCACUUUAUCAGGCGGCUUCACCUGGGGGGGCGCGUGAGGGACGUGACGGCCGUGCGGGAGUGUGAGUCGGUGCUGUACGGGGUGACCGCCGACGAGGUCAAGGACUGCUUGAGCGUCGAGGCGUCAGCCAGUAUUGGUGACGGCAAAGGCAAGAUGGAUGCGGCCUACAAGACAUGCGAAGAGCUGAAAAACAAAAAGGCGUUUAAAGGCGGCUUCCACCAGCUGUACAAAGAGCGGCACACUGAGAUUGUGGGCGGGGACAGUCACACGGACCUGCUCUUUUCUGAUGAUCAGAACACGGAGGCCUUCAAGCAGUGGUUGGAAACCCUCAAAUCUAUGCCCGGGCUCCUUUCUUACUCGCUAGAGCCCAUUCAUACUUUGGUGCCCAAGGAGGACCCUAAAAGGGAGAGCUUGAGGCAGGCAGUGAGUGAGUAUGUGACUGAAAGAGCUCUGUGGAGGAACUGCACCCAACCUUGUCCACCAGGGACUCAACGCAGCGCUCGGGACCCCUGUUCCUGUGUGUGUCCCAGUGACAGCACCACCAAUGCCAUGUGUUGCUCACGAGAACGAGGCCUCGGCAAGCUGACGGUGACAAUCCAACGUGCUCACGGUCUGUGGGGGGACUACUUCACCCGUACUGACGCCUACGUCAAGGUGUUCUACCAAGGGAAGGAGAGUCGCACGUCCACCGUGUGGAACAAUGACAACCCGGUAUGGCAGGUCCACUUGGAUCUGGGGAACAUCCAGGUCUUGGGAGAUACCAGCAAACUCCUGGUCCAAGUCUGGGAUGAAGACAACACAUAUGAUGAUGAUCGUCUGGGACUUUGUGAGAAGACCCUUGAGUCUGGGAAACCACACAAUGAGGUCUGUUACUUAAAUCACGGGCGCCUGGAUUUCCAGUAUCACUUGGUCUGUGGCUCCUACCUGGGUGGCCGUUACUGUUUGGAUUAUGUCGCUCAGCAGCCAAAAUAUGUGGGUGCUUUGUUACAACGUAAGGGCAAAGCAGACCCUGUGAAGCAAAAGUCCCCCUGAAUGUGUGUCCCACUAAAGUUGUUCAAAUAUGGAGGCUCCCAGAGAUGUCCGUGGAUGCCGUUGGCUGCAAAACGCAAUCUGGCUUCUUUCCCGUUAGCUACCAUUUCAGCUACUAAACCUACAGCAAUAAUAGAUUCAUCUGACAAAGCUUAUGCCAGAACAAUUUGUCGGUCUUUAAGGUAUCGCAGAACUCGCCAUUCUUUUUUCACUAAUCAGUGAAAACUCUGAACUUAAGACAACUCCUGCACCAAAGAGAGCUACAUUCUGCAUCACGAAUAGCUGUAUAAGCCACACAAAUAAAGUGAAUAUUCACA